AUGAAACAGUAUCCAUCAAAUAGCAAAGAGGUUGCUAUCAUCGGCGCAGGCUUGGUUGGUUGUCUAGCUGCUUUGAAUCUCGCUAAACUUGGCUACCUGGUAACCAUCUUUGAGUACAGAAGUGAUCCAAGAACCAUUCAAGACCACCAAAAUCUCAGAUCCAUUAAUCUAGCCAUUUCUGAACGAGGUAUCGCAGCUUUGCAAAAUAUUGAUCUUGAUCUAUCAAAAAGAAUAUUGGAUCAGAUUGUCCCAAUGAAAGGCAGAUUGAUCCAUUCUGCCCCAAAUAGCUCCAGGUCCAUCACCUACGCCCAAAACUACGGUGUGAACGGUAUUGAAUGCAUCAACUCAAUUGAUAGAAACCUAUUGAAUAUUAAAUUACUAAAUGAAAUCGACACUGUUCCAACUAUUUUUGCUCAAUUUAAUAGAAAACUAGUCAAUUUGAUUUUUCCAAACGAAGAUCAAAAUGACAACGCUAACCCAAUUUUAUAUUUUCAAUCCACAACUAAUCAGGACUCUUCCUCUCAAAACAAUAUUCUAAAACGUCAUGACAAUUUUAAUUUUUUGAUUGGUGCUGAUGGUUCAUAUAGUACAACAAGAUCCUUACUACAAAAACAUAUUAGAAUGGAUUUUAAACAAGAAUAUAUCGAUAUGGCUUAUUUAGAGUUGUUCAUUUCCUCAAACCCCACUCAUAAUACUGAUAGCAACUCUCGCUUUAAACUAGAUAAAAACUAUCUUCACAUUUGGCCGAGAGAGAAUUUCAUGCUAAUUGCUUUACCAAAUUAUGAUGGCUCUUUUACUUCGACUUUUUUCGCUCCAUGGCAUAUAAUGAACUCUUUAAACUCAAAUGAGGAGAUCAUUUCUUUUUUUCAAACAAAUUUUCCCGACGUUUUAAAUUCAAAUUUGAUUUCUCAAGAAUCCUUACUAAAUUUUUUCAAUUCAAAUCCAAAAUCUUCUUUGAUUUGCACAAUUUGUAACCCUUACAAUUAUAAAGGCAAAUGUUUAUUAAUUGGUGACGCUGCUCAUUCAAUGGUUCCCUUUUAUGGUCAAGGAAUGAAUUGUGGUUUUGAAGAUGUUAGAAUCCUAUCAAAUUUAAUAAUUAAAAAUCAAUUUGAUAUUCAUGAUGCCUUUGAAGAAUACACUGAGUCAAGGCAUCGCGAUUUGAUUUCCAUUCUACAAUUAGCUAAAGACAAUUAUAAAGAAAUGUCCUCCAAUGUUAAUUCUUCUAUUCAUUUAUUAUCUAAAAGAUUAGACAAUGGUUUAUCCAAAAUUUUAGGGGAUUACUGGUUGCCUCUUUAUACAAUGGUGAGUUUCCGAAGUGAUAUAUCCUAUUCCCAAGCAAUUAAAAUAAAUAAAAGACAAUACCGUAUCUUGUCUACUCUACAAUUAUCUUUAUUAUCCUUUUCUGUUUAUUUUGCCUUAAAAUAUUCAAAACCUUUAUUAAAUUUCUUUAAUAAGAAGUAA
This is a messenger RNA of Ascoidea rubescens DSM 1968, 1461 nucleotides long. RefSeq names its product FAD-dependent oxidoreductase. Gene Ontology annotation, cellular component: mitochondrial outer membrane. Gene Ontology annotation, biological process: quinolinate biosynthetic process; NAD+ metabolic process; L-tryptophan catabolic process. NCBI's taxonomy places the organism in Eukaryota, Fungi, Ascomycota, Saccharomycetes, Ascoideales, Ascoideaceae. Gene Ontology annotation, molecular function: FAD binding; kynurenine 3-monooxygenase activity; NAD(P)H oxidase H2O2-forming activity. Bases 1 to 1461 code for a protein of 486 amino acids. The transcript has a single exon. The record is from RefSeq and is a predicted model, not a curated record.